Paramuricea clavata is the source of this 1681-nucleotide messenger RNA. The record is from the annotation of a GenBank genome assembly. Lineage: Eukaryota; Metazoa; Cnidaria; Anthozoa; Malacalcyonacea; Plexauridae.
AUGCCGAGAGAAAAACGUCUUUCUGCAAGGCAACCUAAGCAUAAAGGUAUGUAUAGAAUAUGUUCUAUAAGGCUUUGUUGUUUUAAACGAUAUUUAUGUUGUUGUUUGCUAGAUAUCAUGAUCAAAGUAUGAGGCACGUGUGACUGUAGUAUUGAAAGUAUGAUGUUAUAAUUUCGUGGCAAAAUUUCCAAAAAAAAAUGCAAGGAACUAGAGAAAUAAAUUCACUAUAUUUAGAAAAAUAUACUAUAAAUAAUACUACUUGAAUUUCAUAAUAACCAAAACGUCUAAAAUAGUCCUUGCUUACAUUUCAUGUGUUGCAAAAAAGAUGGCUUUUCUUUACAAAGGUUUUGCAAACAUAGUAAAGCUCCUUGUCACUUUGGCUGAGUUUAUGCGCUAUUAUUUUAUGCUAUUGUGUAUGUGAGACUUUGUAGCCUUUUUCUGCAGAUUAUGUCCUGACAUAGUGUAUUGGGAGGGGGGCAUUGGGGGGUAUUCAAUACUGUAAUACUGCAAGCAAAUUUUGUCAAUUACCGCAGCUUUUGAGUCCAAAAUUGCAAAUACUGUGUACCGCAAAAUUUCAAAUACCGUAAUACCGCAAUUUUCCAAGGAAAAUACCGAAAUACCGUAAGAAAAAUAAGCUAAUACCGCCAUACCGUAAAUCCCAUGUCCCCCUCUAUUGGGUGAUCGUCCUGUGCGCCAGAGUUUUGGCCUAUUUUGCUGGAGCCGGAGUUUGUUCCCAGAGCUAGGAGUUUGUUCAACUCUGGCAACACUUAUUUGUGCUGCAAACUACUGUCUUACACCAUAAAGCUGGUUUUUCAUUAGGCAGAAUUUUGCGCGCAGCGGAAUUUUUCUUUGUCUUUUCUGAUUAGUUCCACCCGAGAAAUCACAAGACAAAGAAAAAUUUUGCUCCACGUGCAAACUACCGCCUAAUGAAAACCGGCUUAAGAAGGUACCAUAUUAUUAUCCCAUGGAGUGAACAAUGGUUCAACUCUUACCAUACAUUCCAGAUUUCAGCGACUCGGAUGAUGAUUACAGCGAUACAGAAAACAUGGUACGAAGUCCACCGAAGAAGCCAAAAAAAAAUAACGUAGCACCAAAAUAUACAGCUGACCCUGCCGAUGAUCUAUCAGAUGAAAAUAAUGCCAUCAUGACGCCUGUCAUUCAAACAUCGAGUACUACGACAAUGCAGCCUGCUGCUCCAAUUAUGGUGAGCAGAUUUAGAACAUUUGUGAAGCCCUCGUUGUGACAUAGUUUCCUAGCAGUAAGGGUGAGGCGAGUAAUCGAUAAACUGGAACAAUCUGAUGUUUUUUAAAACCGAUUAAAUCGAUGUUGUUCUAGGCAAAAAGUUGGAAAAAAUUUGGGGGGAAACUGAGAAAAUAUGUUUUACUACCGGUACCUUAUUGUUUUCAUAGAAAUUUAUUCUCAUUUUCAGCAACUCACUGUGCCUAGCAUACCACCAGAUGUCCCAGUACAGAGCUACCCUUGUGGAUCUUGUCGUAAAGAGGUCAGUGAUGACGAUGCAGCGAUAUUCUGUGAAACCGGAUGUAGCCAAUGGUACCAUCGUGUUUGCGCCGGGCUAACCGAGAAUGCAUACAACUUGUUAACAAACGAGGAGAAUGCCGAUUGGGUGUGUGACCAGUGUAUAGGGAAAAAGAAUAUUCCGUUGGUGAAGUUAAAAUCGUGA